GGCAGUUCUUUGAUGCGAAUUAUUCAACUUGGUUGGUGUAUUCGUGAAGACCACGAUAAACAAUUACAGGGCUCAGCCUAGGUUUGCAUGCAAAUUGCUUUCAUUCUCUCUGAAAAGACCAAGUGAACUGAAUGCAUUUCCCGGGAAUCACUCCAGUGAUUCUAGCUAAAAGGGCACAGUACAUUGACACAGGUACCGUUUAUUGCGAGGUAACUGCCUCACUAGUAGCAUGUUCGUAGUGUGCGAGCUUUGGCUCUUAAUACAUCUCUUAGAAGUUUUUAACUCUUGAUACAUCUCUUGGAAAGUUUCUCGAAGAUUUUGAUUUGAAAAAAAGAGGCCAUGAUGGUACAGGUCAAAACAGAGCCGAUGGAGGAGGGAGGUUCCUUGAAAAAUGAUGGCAAUCAAGUUUCCGACCGAGAGGCAGACUUUGAUCGGAAAUCAUGUCCGAAUCGUGGCAGAAUCCAGCCCCACACUCCUACCACCAGGCGAAGAAUGUCUACCAAGGGCAUUCGGAGACCCGGCUACAAACGCAGAGUCAGUGCGCCACACUCUUACGUUGAACUCAUCUCAAUGGCUAUAAAGGCCUCUCCCAGCUGCAUGCUUACACUGCGAGAGAUCCUGGCCUAUCUACAGGAACAUAAUGAGUGUUUCCAGGGUAGCUAUGUCGGCUGGAAGAACAGCGUCCGUCAUAACCUCUCCUCAAGCCGCUGCUUCGUCAAGCUGCUGCGAAACAGCAAACGCCCAUUUGGCAAAGACAACUUCUGGGCCAUGAACCCGGACUGUACCCACUGCCAGACGGCUGAGCAGACUCGACAGGGCAGCGGCACCCUACAGGCCUCACAGUCAAACGUGUCAUCUUCGCAACUUGCCCCAAGAGAGAGCGAUCUACCAGCGUAUGCCUUCAACGAAAAGUCCACCGGAAGGAAGUCCAGUCGGCAUAGCAACAGCGUUCUACCAGCGAUGCGCCAUGGUCGCGUUUGGAGUAAUGCACCAAGUCCUAUCUUUGCUGAGCAACCUGUUGAGCCAUCUUCUACUCUCCUGCCGGCUGUGACGAGAAUCUCCCCUCCCUUGGUCUGCGCUAAUCAGCCUAACAAUACUGUGCCAGCUUCCUCGACAAGUGUUGACAAUGCCGUUCAACUGCAUCCUCUAGACUUGAGCAUGCCUAUAGCGUCCAAGAAAAUCCAUGCCCACUCUCCACGCAAGUCUGCUGAAGGCAUCAAGAAUUCAAGUGGUCAACCAGACCCCCCUUCUUCACCCAGGCUCGUUAAGGUUAGCCAGCCCGAUGAAGAGAGAUGUCGCAUGCAUCACACCCUACCUAUCAGCCGCUUCUUGAAUGCCCCUGAUGGAAGGACCGAAAAAGAGAGUCAUACCGCUGGUCCUCAGUCAGUUCACCUUCAGUCCCGUGGCGUGGCCCCACACCAGUAUAAAACAUCUUCAUUUUCACCUGUGCCUCAGUAUUUCACCCGACUUCCUUCUGGAAAGGAAACCUGUGCUUGGAAUUUCCCAACGCCAGAAACAGCCAACCCCUCUGUAGCUGCUAGCAAACCGCGGGCCACAGUACCUCCAGACAGCGUCCCCAGAACCCCCGAAGAGCUGCAAUUAUUCAAAAGCCUGUACGAACAUUACUGGAACCGCGCUGUUCAGGAACGAGAGGCCCUUUACGGACAUCAUUUAACCAUGCUCCAAGAUCGUCACUCCAAGCCCCAAAACUGGUACCAGUGUCCUGUCAUGUACCUGCCAGUUUCACAAGUGUCUGAUGAUUUCACGGGACGAUCUACAAACUCUUUACCCCCUAUGUAGUUCGCCCAAAUGGGAACAUACAAUGUCUGAUUGAUGUCAUGUGUUAGGGUUUUUUGUGAUAGCUACGACUGGGCAGUUAAUCCUGCAUCAUUCAUUUUGUAGAUUCAAUCAGAGUUAAUAUGCAGAAAUAACAUUGUACCUCAGAACACUGUUACCAAUGUUUUGCCAAAAUUUUAGCUUUGUGUUUCACUGACUGGGGGGUAUGAUGUUUGACACGAAAAGAAAUUGGAAUUUUCAGAGUAUUGAAAUGGCUAUCUUGAAUCAAGACUAGCUCUUGAGCUGAAUGGCUUUGUUAUCAGGUUUUGCAGAUCUUUUGUUUUUGUCUUUUUAUACGAAAAGUUCAGAACUGAAUAUUGCUGCCUUGAAAAUGCUUUUAGUGAACAGCCACACAUGUCUCCGAAAAGACUGUCUAACACAACACGUGUGUACUUGGCAGCAAAGUAGCGAUCUUCGUGAAAAACGCUCUCUCGACGUUUAAAGGUGCCUCAAUUUCUGUGCUGAAAUGUCGAUCUUAAGUUGGGCUUCUCUUCAAUACAGACAGAUGUGUGUCGUCUGUGACGCUGUGGUUUAAGGUUUAUCUAUUAAUUUGUUAGCUGGAGUACAACAGCCAUAGCUUCUGAAUUUUUGAUACCAAUCGGCCGUCACAAUUUUUGCACAAAUGCAAUUACGAAAGUGCACUGUAUAUGUAUACUUUUAAUUGGCAUUUAUGAAUACGGUACUAUGACUUCAAUCGUUUCUGACUUUUGACCCUGAAAACAUUCAUUAAAAUAUUAUGAAAUUGUGAGGGAAGUCAACGGAAUUUAAGUUAAAGUAAAGAUAGAUUAUUUAAACAGAGAUUAACUGAUUGCCUUUCAAAGCGUAUUUUUUAUUUUUAUUGUUUAGGUAAUGAGAGUCACCAGGCGGCGCUGUUUCUCUCCAAUUUUAAAUUUUGCACUGUUUUCUAUGGGCGCGUAUAUAGUGUAGUGAAACUAUUAUAAUGGAGAUCAACCAGAUUGAAACCGGUAAAGACAAGAUGGCGGCACCCAUGUACAAGCCCAAAGGGGGCGCCCUGUUCGUUUUUCGUGCUUUUUUAUGUAAGGGCGGAGAAAUGAGCGUUUGUCUUAGGAAGUUGCAAAACAGUAAAGAUUACGGGACAAUAUCAAAAGAAUGUACACUGUGCCUCUCUGGAGAGGCAUAUUGACCAUUCUGUCCUAAUAACUGGAAAAGGACCUGAAAAUUCCCCAAUAAGCCAUUUGCAAGUUAAGGUUGAAUAAAUCUGGUACACUGAGUUUUCUGAUCGCACAUAAAUACAACAAUUUGAAUUCCCCAGACUAAAGACACUGUUGCUAUAACUCCUGAUUCGUGCAAGCUUUUGUUUAGCGACCGCCAUCUCCUGAAUGGACUUGUUCAUUUGUGUCCUCAUCCAUUGAGAACAGUUGCAAGCCGUCUCUUGUGUAACUAAGGAAAAGCUUGCCCCAAAUCACGAGUAUCGCAACA
Acanthaster planci (crown-of-thorns starfish) is the source of this 3276-nucleotide messenger RNA. RefSeq lists its product as uncharacterized. Gene Ontology annotation, biological process: anatomical structure morphogenesis; regulation of transcription by RNA polymerase II; cell differentiation. The record is from RefSeq and is a predicted model, not a curated record. NCBI's taxonomy places the organism in Eukaryota, Metazoa, Echinodermata, Asteroidea, Valvatida, Acanthasteridae. Gene Ontology annotation, molecular function: DNA-binding transcription factor activity, RNA polymerase II-specific; RNA polymerase II cis-regulatory region sequence-specific DNA binding.